Molecule: messenger RNA, 273 nt
Organism: Knipowitschia caucasica
Lineage: Eukaryota; Metazoa; Chordata; Actinopteri; Gobiiformes; Gobiidae
Source: the annotation of a GenBank genome assembly
AUGAGAGGGAUUUUGGGUGUGACGGACACGGAGGACAUCUCUCUGUCCGACUUGAGCCUCCAGCCGACCAGCCUCCUCCCCGCAGCGACGAUCGGAAUGGCCGACAUCGUGCAGAGACCCAAGGCCGCCGUCAUCGUCACCUCCAUCUCCAGCCCCUCCAUUUUGGACAGCCCUCCCGGUUUCCACGGCAACUUCAAACUCGCCAAAACGUGUAGCAGCAUCGCCAAGGACCCUCUGGACAUCGCGCGGUUAGAGGCCACAGCUUUACCCUAA